This is a messenger RNA of Boleophthalmus pectinirostris (great blue-spotted mudskipper), 1424 nucleotides long. It is a transcript of the gene st3gal7, whose product is annotated as ST3 beta-galactoside alpha-2,3-sialyltransferase 7. The record is from RefSeq and is a predicted model, not a curated record. Gene Ontology annotation, molecular function: lactosylceramide alpha-2,3-sialyltransferase activity. Lineage: Eukaryota; Metazoa; Chordata; Actinopteri; Gobiiformes; Gobiidae.
CAGCCAUUUUAGCUGCAUGCGACAGCUACAUCGAUGGAGGACAGUUUAUUUCACAGUACAAUUUGAAACAUGGUGACGAUGAACCACUUGAGUGUGGAGGGUCCAGACGAUGGUUGUUCAUUGAUGCCUGAAGCAGAGGAGGCUACACUUCCAUUCUCUGAGCUGCUAAAACCUGUGCAGACAACAGGGGCAAGACCAGAGACUGUAUUCCUCAGCAGGACUGUGAACUUGACCAUUAGUCUGGUGUUGUUGAUAAGCUGCUACUCAGCAAUACUGAUCCCAGCCUACUUACUGACAGCAGAUGUCAGUUACCAUGAACUUCCAAAAGAUCUGGUCUUACUAAAUCUGUCAGCCUCCCUACUGUCAAGUCCAUGCCAGCCUCGGUGGUGUGUGACCCAUCUUCAACAUCUGUCCUGUUCAGCUGGCCUCUUGAACAUCCCUGUGUUUGUGCAGCAAAAGCACCCUGUGUCAUGGGAGCACCCCCCUCCUCUGGGGCUGCAGGGCAGUGAGGAGCACCUGGCCCUGGCUUUAGCCUCUCUGCCUCAGUUAGGUCUGCCACCAUCUCUGAGUAAGGAGGGACACUGCAGACGAUGUGUUGUUGUGGGCAAUGGGGUACUGCGUGGUAGCCAUCUUGGAUCACAUAUUGAUCAGUAUGACGUCAUCAUAAGGCUAAACAAUGCUCCAGUGCCUGGUUUUGAAAGAGAUGCCGGGUCCAGGACCACAAUUCGCUUGAUCUACCCAGAGGGAGCACCCAACUCUGCUGAUGAGUACAAACAGACCUCCAUGGUUGCUCUGGUGGUUUUUAAAAGCUUCGAUCUGGACUGGCUUACUUCUGUCAUCACCAAACAACCCCUGAGCUUGUGGUCCAAAAUGUGGUUCUGGAGGGAGGUGGUGGAUAAGAUUCCCCUGAGACCAGAGAACUUUCGGAUUCUCCAUCCAGAGAUUAUUCACAAAACGAGCCAAGUUCUACAGAAGUAUGCACUCAAACAAGGGACUAUGGUGCCGACACUUGGGGCCAGUGCUGUGGUCAUGGCUCUGCAGCUGUGUGAUCAAGUGAGUCUAGCAGGUUUUGGUUAUGACAUUCAACAUCCAGAAGCAAGACUUCAUUACUACGAGGAGAUACACAUGGAUGCCAUGAAAGCACAGGUGGUCCAUGAUGUAAGUGCAGAGAAGCUCUUCUUGAGGGACUUGGUGGCUGCAGGAGCUGUGACUGACCUGACGAGGGCGAUGUGAGCCACUGGAGCAGAAACUGAUAUUACAUUGAACUGUGAAUAUAAUCCCCCACUCAUACACAAAAGUAUUAUAUACAGCCAGACUGACCUUUACAGUGUAUGGGCUUGACUAAUGACUGACUAAUGAAUAGAAAGGUUAAAUUUGAUUAAUGUAAAUGCAGAAUGCAGACAUAAUAAUUUUAUACUGUAAAU